This is a messenger RNA of Kogia breviceps (pygmy sperm whale), 755 nucleotides long. It is a transcript of the gene C8H9orf85, whose product is annotated as chromosome 8 C9orf85 homolog. The record is from RefSeq and is a predicted model, not a curated record. Lineage: Eukaryota; Metazoa; Chordata; Mammalia; Artiodactyla; Physeteridae.
CGGAUGGGGUGGGGUAGAGACUGGGCUGAGUAAAAGACCCUUGCUGGAGCUGAAGGGCCGAAAGGGGUCGUUUGACCUCCGCGAUGCGUCACGUGGGAUGCCGGGGGCGGAGGCAGAAAUGCUGGUUAAGUUCCUUCCGGGUCAGAGACAGAUGCGUGAACUCCGUGGAGAUAGUUCCUGGUAUCCUAGUCUUGUGUGAAUCUUCCUUGUCCCACCGCGAGGUGGUUGUGGUUUCGGCGAUGAGCUCCCAGAAAGGGAACGUGGCUCGUUCCAGGCCUCAGAGGCACCAGAAUACGUUUAGCUUCAAAAAUGACAAGUUUGAUAAGAGUGUUCAGACCAAGAAAAUUAAUGCAAAACUUCAUGAUGGAGUAUGUCAGCGUUGUAAAGAAGUUCUUGAGUGGCGGGUAAAAUACAGCAAGUACAAACCCUUAUCAAAGCCUAAAAAAUGUGUUAAAUGUUUACAAAAGACAGUGAAGGAUUCUUAUCACAUAAUGUGUAGACCAUGUGCCUGUGAUCUUGAAGUUUGUGCCAAAUGUGGAAAGAGAGAAGAUGUUGUUAUUCCGUUUAAUAUAGAACCAGAAAAGACAGAAAAUGUUGAAAAUAAUCUACCUUCCAGCCACAGAAGAAGCUGCAGAAGAAAUGAAGAAAGUGAUGAUGAUUUAGAUUUUGAUUUAGAUUUUGAUUUAAAUGACACAGAAGAAGACAAUCAGAUGGAUUGAUAUAACUAUAUUAAAAGAUAGUUUGAAAGCAUGAAA